CUCUUACUACGUACUGUUAUAAAUACCCUUUUUUGACUCUCAUAAACUCUUCACUUCGACUCUCGAGAUCAGCCCCUUCUACAUAUAAUUCAACUUCCUUUGGAAUUCCUUGUGCUCUCUUCCCAAUUAAUAUUAGCCCGGCUGAGUUUCAAAUUUGAUCAGAAACAUUAAGAUGAAGGUGGUUUUCGCUACUUUGCUACUCGUUUCCCUUCUUUUGAGCUCUUCCUUCCUUGAAAUCACCACGGCCUAUCCAGCUCCAGCUCCAGCUCCAAUUGAUUCGUUGGAAUUUGUGUGUGUAAUCAAGUGCAAUGAGAGGUGCUCAAAGGCAGGGGAGCACAAACGGUGCAUGGAAUAUUGCAAGAUUUGUUGUGAGGAUUGCAACGCGUGUGUUCCUUCUGGGACUUCCGGAAACAAGUUGGAAUGCCCUUGUUACGCAAAGAAACUCAACUCCAAGGGAGGCCCCAAAUGCCCUUGAACUCAUAUCUCUACUGCAUAUGCUCAAAUUCCCUGCCUUGGAAUUUAGUAUUUGAUUUACCAUCAUUCAUAUUUAUCUGUUCUAUGUCUCAUUCUUUGAUGUAUCUAUCUUAUAUGUACGUUCUAAUCAUGAUUCUUUAUGACCAGAUGUUCAAAUCAGCUACAUCUUAUUUAUGUUGUUGUGCACUAUAUUGUCCUUGUAUCUCAUGUGUACGUUUUACCAUAAUU
Molecule: messenger RNA, 702 nt
Organism: Rhododendron vialii
Lineage: Eukaryota; Viridiplantae; Streptophyta; Magnoliopsida; Ericales; Ericaceae
Product: peamaclein-like
Exons: 2
Coding region: 173-475 (100 amino acids)
Source: RefSeq, a predicted model, not a curated record